GACGCCGCAAUGCAAAUUUUCGUGAAAACCCUAACCGGUAAAACCAUCACCCUCGAGGUUGAACCCUCCGAUACCAUCGAAAAUGUCAAGGCAAAAAUCCAAGACAAGGAGGGUAUCCCACCAGAUCAACAACGUUUAAUCUUCGCUGGUAAACAACUGGAAGAUGGACGCACUCUUUCCGACUACAACAUUCAAAAGGAAUCGACGCUUCACUUGGUGUUGCGUCUUCGUGGUGGCAUCAUCGAACCCUCCCUUCGUAUUUUAGCUCAAAAAUACAAUUGUGACAAGAUGAUCUGUCGUAAAUGUUACGCUAGACUCCAUCCUCGCGCUACUAAUUGCCGUAAAAGCAAAUGUGGACACACCAAUAAUCUCCGCCCCAAAAAGAAGUUGAAGUAGAGAGUUGCUAUUUUUGCUUAUUUUUUACAUCUCAAAGGGAUAUUGAUAAGUUUUGAGGAGGAGGAGUUUAUCCUAGUUUGAUUGGUUUUAAAUUUAUGAUUAUAAAUUCCUUUGAAUAAUAAAAAAUGGUUGGAAAAUAAAA
Molecule: messenger RNA, 538 nt
Organism: Onthophagus taurus
Lineage: Eukaryota; Metazoa; Arthropoda; Insecta; Coleoptera; Scarabaeidae
Gene: RpL40
Product: Ribosomal protein L40
Biological process (GO): translation
Cellular component (GO): ribosome
Molecular function (GO): structural constituent of ribosome; protein binding
Source: RefSeq, a predicted model, not a curated record